This is a messenger RNA of Symbiodinium natans, 351 nucleotides long. The record is from the annotation of a GenBank genome assembly. NCBI's taxonomy places the organism in Eukaryota, Dinophyceae, Suessiales, Symbiodiniaceae.
AUGCUGAUAGUGGGAUAUGGUGGGCGGCAGGUCCAGCGCGAUCUUGCAGCCGAAGGUGAGCCAGCGCCUCAGGCUAAUGGCCCGCAGCCACCGCUUUCACCACCGCUUGAUGGAAACAUCAAGGCCGCGUGCCCGCCAGCACCGCGUCCCCCACGCGAAGUGUCCAAAUUGGCCCAAGUGGCCCAAGCCAGGCUCUGUGCACUUUGCAUCGGGACCGUGCAUUCUCUUACAUGUUCCUCGGUGAUGCAACUCGGAACAGGCACCGAUGCGAGGGAGAUCUACCUCACCAUCAAGGCCCUGCCCUCAGAGCCAUGGGCUGCAGCGUUGAGGAAAGCAGAGCUGCUUCAUUGA